AUGAAAAGCAUGAUCUUAGGCGUAAUAGAUGAAAGCUGGUUUCAUGGGAAUAGCCACGUUGUAGUAAAUACCGAGGAUAAGAAGCGUAGUCAUGUUGUGUUGAGUCCCAACCUAACAACUUGUCAUCCAUCAUUCUCGGACGACAAUAAACCUGUCUACUGUUGUCCUCCUAAACAUGAGUCUGAAGAGCCCAUCAUAGAUUUUCAGUUCCCUGACCCGUCAACUCAACCAAUUCGUGUACGAAGACCUGCACAUGUCAUGGACAAAGACAAAGAUUUUGUUGCCAAGUACAACAAAGCUAUAGCCAUCAUGAAAUCACUUCCUUAUGAUGAUCCUCGUAGUUUCAGGCGCCAAGCUGAUAUUCAUUGCAUAUUUUGCACAGGAGCUUAUAACCAACAACAUUCAAAUUCCCUUAUGAAAAUCCAUAGAUCUUGGAUGUUCUUUCCAUGGCACCGUAUGAUGAUAUACUUUCAUGAAAGAAUUCUUGGAAGCCUUAUAGGAGACGAUACUUUUGCACUGCCAUUUUGGAAUUGGGACUCACCAGAGGGAAUGCACGUCCCUGACAUGUUCCUCAAUGGGUCAUUUGUUGAUACAGAACGUGACAGCUCUCACCUUCCUCCUCAAGUGGUCGAUGUUAACUUUGACGAGCAGGAAAGAGGGUUAGGACACGAGGAGCAGAAAGCAUACAAUGUUGGUUUCAUGUACACUCAAAUGAUUUCCGCUGCAAAAAAGCCAGAGCUCUUCAUGGGUUUUCCGUAUAAAGCCGGUGGAGAUGGGUAUUGCAACGCCCCAGGGACAGUAGAGGAUGCACCUCACAACACAUUACAUUAUUGGACGGGCAGCAACUUAAAUCCUGAAAGGGAGAAUAUGGGAGCAUUUUACUCUGCUGCUCGUGAUCCAAUCUUCUAUUCACAUCAUUCUAACAUCGACCGCCUUUGGGAGGUCUGGAGGGAGCUUAGAUCCUCAAACAAUGUUCCUGAAGACUCUGAUUGGUUAGACACUCAUUUCUUCUUCCACAAUGAAAAGUCACAACUUGUUAGGGUCAAAACCAGAGAUGUUCUUGAUGUUACUAAACUAAGGUACACCUUUGAUUGGGUUGAAAAUCCUUGGAUUAAUGCACGACCAAAGCCUUCUGUUCCUCCUCAUAUGGCACGGCAGAUGUUGAGAAUGAGAAACAGCAAUAAUCAUAGUGGUGGUUUACUCCUGACAACAUCUGACUUUGGCUCCAUGGGUCGAAUUCUGGACACCAUCAUAAGAGUUCAAGUUCAAAGGCCUAGAACCCAUAGAACGAAAAUAGAGAUUGAAUACGAAGAAGAAAUUCUAGUUGUGUAUGGGAUUGAUGUCAAGAAUGAUGUUUAUGCUAAGUUUGACGUGUACAUAAACGCAGUUGAUGAGAAUAUAAUCAGUCCUACAACAAGUGAAUUUGCAGGAACUUUUGUUAAUAUGCGCAGAGGUGUUAAUGUGGUCAUGAACAAGGACGAUAUAGCUGUUGACAAGAAGAGCCAUAUUAAGUUAGGGAUAUCUGAGCUGUUAGAAGACUUAGAGGCAGAUGAAGAUGAUAGUAUUUGGGUAUCCUUGGUGCCAAAAGGUAACACCGGUAUGAGUAUCUCCAUUGAUGGGAUUCGGAUUGAGUACCUUAGAUGA
This is a messenger RNA of Papaver somniferum (opium poppy), 1644 nucleotides long. Its product is annotated as aureusidin synthase-like. The transcript has a single exon. Bases 1 to 1644 code for a protein of 547 amino acids. The record is from RefSeq and is a predicted model, not a curated record. NCBI's taxonomy places the organism in Eukaryota, Viridiplantae, Streptophyta, Magnoliopsida, Ranunculales, Papaveraceae. Gene Ontology annotation, molecular function: catechol oxidase activity.